This is a messenger RNA of Arctia plantaginis, 1827 nucleotides long. The record is from the annotation of a GenBank genome assembly. Lineage: Eukaryota; Metazoa; Arthropoda; Insecta; Lepidoptera; Erebidae.
AUGACGGACAUGAAGUAUAUAUUGGUUACCGGUGGUGUAAUUAGUGGUGUUGGGAAAGGUGUGAUUGCAAGCUCAUUUGGCACAAUUUUAAAAAGCUGCGGGAUUGAUGUGACUUCUAUAAAAAUCGAUCCGUAUAUAAAUAUUGACGCAGGCACUUUCUCUCCUUAUGAGCACGGUGAAGUUUACGUGCUCGAUGACGGUGGUGAAGUCGACCUUGAUCUUGGCAACUAUGAACGCUUCUUAGAUAUAACCCUGCAUAGAGACAACAAUAUAACUACUGGCAAGAUAUAUCAAAUGGUUAUAGAGCGCGAGAGACGUGGAGAUUAUUUAGGAAAAACUGUUCAAGUAAUACCACACAUAACUGAUGCCAUACAAGAAUGGGUGCAAAGAGUGGCCCAAAUAUCUGUGACACCGGACAAUGCCCCACCAAGGGUGUGUAUCAUAGAACUCGGUGGUACUAUUGGUGAUAUUGAAAGUAUGUCAUUUGUGGAAGCAUUCAGACAGUUCCAGUUUAGAGUGAAAAAAGAGAACUUUUGCUGUGCCCAUGUGUCUUUAGUCCCAGUGCCUAAAUCUACUGGUGAACCAAAAACUAAACCUACACAAUCUUCAGUUAGAGAACUUCGAGGGUUGGGACUAUCUCCUGAUUUGAUAUUGUGCCGAUCUGAGAAACCUAUCAACCAUACAGUUAAAGAAAAAAUAUCAAACUUCUGUCAUGUUGGACCAGAGCAGGUUAUAUGCAUUCACGAUUUGACUUCCGUGUAUCACGUACCACUGCUAAUGGAGGAGCAAGGUGUCGUCCAAUAUUUAAAUGAAAGGCUGCAACUUAAUAUUUCCAUGCAACGAGGAAAAAUUAUGCGGAAAUGGCACAACCUUGCCAAACGGGUCGACAAUCUACGUAAGGAAGUAAACAUAGCUCUAGUUGGAAAAUAUACAAAGUUAGAAGACAGCUAUGCCAGCGUCACUAAAGCUCUCCAACAUGCUUGCAUUGCAACAUAUUCCCGACUUAAUCUGACUUAUAUUGAAGCAGUUAAUUUGGAGCGACAAACUAAGAUAGAUGAUCCAGUUAGUUAUCACAAGGCCUGGCAGGAUUUAUGCAAAAGCGAUGGUGUUAUAGUCCCAGGGGGAUUCGGACAGAGAGGUAUGGAAGGUAAAAUAGAAGCUUGCCAAUGGUGUCGUGAAACACAAAAGCCUAUGCUGGGUAUCUGCCUUGGCCUCCAAGCGGCAGUCAUAGAAUUUGCUAGAAAUGUCUUAUCGCUUAAAGGCGCCAACAGCACAGAGGUGGACCCAAACUGUGAUGACAAACUUGUCAUAGAUAUGCCUGAACAUCAUCCAGGGAACCUUGGCGGAACAAUGCGAUUAGGAAAGAGGAAGACGUAUUUGGAAUCCAGUUUAAUAACACAACUUUACAAGAAAGACGUUAUAGAAGAACGUCACAGACAUCGUUAUGAAGUAAACCCCGAUUAUAUACAGCGUUUGGAAAAAGCUGGUCUUCGCUUCGUGGGUAAAGACGAGACCAAGACCAGAAUGGAAGUAGCUGUGGUGGACAAUCAUCCCUACUACGUGACUGUGCAAUUCCAUCCGGAAUAUUUGUCUCGGCCAUUAUCUCCAAGCCCACCUUUCUUGGGACUGAUUUUGGCUUCAAUUGGAAAACUGAAAAGCUACAUGUCAAAAGGCUGUCGUUUUAGUCCAAGAAACCAAUCUGAUGUUAGUUCAGAUGAGGAAGAAGAUGAAACAAGUAGUAAAUCUUCGCUGAGCUUGGAAGAUGAGAAGACAGUUAUUGAAAACGGCAUAUCUACCAAGCCAAAAUUAAAUGGUGUCAAAAAGUAA